AUGGCUGUUGGCAAGACCAGAUCUUUCAUCGGAUUCUGCAAUCAUCUGCCAGUCGGUAGACCUCCCUUCAGUGCUAGCGGCGGCGGCGGUCGAGCCAAAAGGAAUCGAGCCGGUCAAGGAUGCGUGGAAUCCUCGUCAGGCGCUCUUCUGCCUGCGCCAAGCAACGCAGCCAGACCAAAUUGCGACAAUGAAGCCGUAAUGACAGAAGCAUCGUCAUGCCACCGAGGCAAAGCGAGAGGAGAUGAUAAAGUCGACGAUCUUGCGACAUUCGAGACCAACUCGAGGAUAGCGGAGAAAUCGUCCAAUCGGGCCGACUACCUCUCGGGCAGACAGCCGCAGUCGACGACACAAACGUCCGAAGAAGAUGUAUCAUCUGCCCAUCAGCUUGUCCUGACGGCGGCAACUAACACCUUUUUGCUCUCCUCUUCACCCACCCUCACGGACGCCUCACUCUCCUCUGCCUCAGCCUCCUGUUCGCCGUCAGCCUCGUCGGUCCGAACGCCGAGAGAGUCGAGAGAAAAGGGGUCUCCUAACACCGUUGCCAUGACACCGGCCUCUUCUGUUGGCGCUGGCAGUGGACCAUUGCUGCCGGACCCCAGCAACCAGCCUCGGCGACGUGUCUGUAGAGGCAGUGAGGCCUGGCCGACAAUCUAUCCCAUGACAACUGGUCUCUUUGACUGUUCUAGGACCCUACCGAGGCCCGGCAACUGCUGCCACGGCGCCUCCGGACCGGCUCAGCCUCAAGCGACAAACCCCGCCCCUUUCAGCCCGUCUUCCUCGAGUCUGCCAGCCUCCGGUUCUCCCAACACUCCGGUCACUUUGUUGGCUCCCUUGGCUCCGUUGCCACCUGACGCCCAGAUGGCCUCGGCGUCUGCAGCCCUGGCCGGCCUUGCCUCCUCUCCUCUGUCCGGUGACGGGGUAUGCGCAAUGACCGACCAAAUCACACCCACUCUCUCGGCACCACAUCCUCCGCAUGUGCAUUCUCUGCCGCCUUCCCUGCCUCUUUCGGCUCAUCUUCAUCCUACGCCUUUGCCUCCACUGCCUAUGCGCUCUUAUCCACUCACCAUGGACGACCAGUUUCUGCAAAAUGCAGGAUUUUAUAUCGGACCCCCGCCAGAACCUAUAGGCCUCAAUUUGAAGCCGGCCAGUGGCGCUCCUCUACCGCCUCUCAUUCAGGUGAGUAGUAUGCUCUCGAGCAACAAACUUUUGAUGGCUCCAAAAGUUAAUUUAAAAAAACAAACAAAAAAAAACAUUAAAGCCUCCAUAGAGAAAAGCGGAAUUUUGGAGAAUCACCUGGUGAGUUAG
Molecule: messenger RNA, 1305 nt
Organism: Protopolystoma xenopodis
Lineage: Eukaryota; Metazoa; Platyhelminthes; Monogenea; Polystomatidea; Polystomatidae
Source: the annotation of a GenBank genome assembly